UAACGUUAGAUGAGAGGUCUCCGUUUCCCUGCUUCCGAAUCCGAAAUCCCGUGCAGCGCGGUGACGCCCCCUUUAGUCACGGGAUCAGAUUCUUCGCUUUUGAUUGGCUAAGGCAGCCCCUCCCGGGCGGAUAGUAACCGCGUGUCUGAAUUCAUUCACACUUUGUAGUGGUCAUGUAGACUGCGGUGUUUACUCUCUGCAGAGUUCAGAACACUCGAUGCUUUUAUCUUUCGUUUUUAGGGAAGAGCAGAGACUGUGUCUCGUUUGAUUUGAAGCGUUCGCUUAUCUUGAGUCAUAGGGUCGCUCUGUGUAUAUUUGUACAUAUUUAAUGGUUUUAUCAGAUCUGAAUGUUGACAUGGACAUCAUAGCGCGUGUAGCCGGAGGUCGGAAUGUUUUGUGUUUGUUUGACGUGGACGGAACGCUGACGCCUCCCAGAGAGAAGAUCGACCCUCAGCUGGAUGAAUUUUUCCAGGAUUUACGUAAAAAGGUGAAGAUCGGAGUGGUGGGGGGCUCUGACUAUUCCAAAAUAGCAGAACAACUCGGAGAUGGAGACGAAGUCAUUCACAAGUUUGAUUAUGUGUUUGCUGAGAACGGGACGGUGCAGUAUAAAGACGGCAAACUUCUCUCCAAACAGGCCAUUCAGAAUAAGUUGGGAGAAGAACUACUGCAGGAUCUGAUCAACUUCUGUCUCAGGUACAUGGGCCUCCUGAAACUACCCAAGAAAAGAGGGACGUUCAUUGAGUUUCGUAACGGCAUGUUGAACAUCUCACCCAUCGGCAGAAGCUGCACAUUAGAGGAGCGUCUGGAGUUCUCAGAGGUUGAUAAGAGAGAGAAGAUACGAGAGAAGUUUGUGGCCGCGCUGCAGAAAGAGUUCGCAGGAAAAGGACUGCGCUUCACCAGAGGAGGUUUGAUCAGUUUCGACGUGUUUCCGGAGGGCUGGGACAAACGUCUGUGUCUGGAGGUCCUGGAGCAGGAGGGGUUGGACACCAUCUACUUCUUUGGCAAUGAAACAUCGCUGGGUGGGAACGAUUAUGAGAUCUUCGAGGACCCUCGAACCAUGGGCUUCACGGUUUGUUCCCCUGAAGACACGGUGCGUCUCUGCAGAGCGAUGUUCUUCAACACUCCACCCAACGAGUCGUGACGCCCCCCGCAGGACACUCUGAGUACUGACUGAUGCUAUUAAACCACUACUGAACAUCACAGAUGACUGAUGAAAAGACUCUUCAGCAUGCCCUCGGCUCUUUUAAAUGAGUUCUAUAUUUGAAUGACUUUCUGUAUGGUCUUGUCUUGAUUGUAUGUUGCUUUGCACUGCAAAACAUGAUUAUUCUGUGUCUAAACAUUCUAAGAGAAGUUUACUUACAAAUACAAAUUUUCUUAAUUACUUGAAAUGUUAGUCUAAAAGUGAGUGAUAAUGUGUUAACAAAAAUAAUCUUGUUUUCCUUUUUUAAUUAAGUUCAUUGUUUUGUACAUCACUGGCAAAUAUACUUUUAAAACUUUUUUUUUUUAGAAAACAAGACUUUAGAAAACAAUAGUUUUUCUUUUCAAGGAAAUACAUCUUGAUUCAUAUUAGCGCUAUAAAACAAGACAAAAACACUAAGAACAUCUUUUCUGUGCCGUACACAUGUAAGAGAUUGUGAUUGUUCAUUUGUCAGAUUGUCCCAUCAAACAGUUUUUGGUUUGCGGAACGGCUCUAAAAUAACUAAACCUCCAGAGAAACUUCCAAGAACAUUCAUGUUUGGUUUUCCAAUAAUGCAACAGAAGUUAACGUUAUGGGAUCAUUGUGUGUUUGUUUGGAUGGAAGUCUGUAGUAUGAGGUCUGAGAUGAAUAUUUAUUAACAUGAAAGACGCGUUCUGUCCACACUGCACUAGAUUUGAUUUGUAAAAGAGAUGUAGAUACAUUUAUAAAGUCACCGUGUGUCUGAUUGUUUUAAAUCUGCGCCUUACAAAUAUCUGUGUUUUGAUACAAGACGCUGAAAACAUCAUCUGUACAGAUCUGAUGAGACGUAAAGAGUGUGUUCGUCAUUCCAAAAACAUCUCACAUGAGGGUUUACAGUAUCCGUUACUUCUGUUUAAAUAGGAACAGUAACAGUAUUACAUAUCUGAUGAUGAUUUAAACACUUUCAUUCUCUGAUUCUGUGCGACUCUCAGCAGGAAUGUGGAGAGAUUAUGUGAGUAAAUUGAAUGUUUUGUUACAGACUAUGACAUCAAAUUUUCUUUACUCUUAGUGUCGAGUAAAUGACGAAGUUAAUGCAAUGUGAAUGAAAUGGUUGUUGUCUGGAAUCAUAAACAUGUUAUACAUAUUUGUAGCUAAUUGAUAUGUGUUUGUCU
Molecule: messenger RNA, 2328 nt
Organism: Triplophysa rosa
Lineage: Eukaryota; Metazoa; Chordata; Actinopteri; Cypriniformes; Nemacheilidae
Gene: pmm1
Product: phosphomannomutase 1
Exons: 8
Coding region: 329-1141 (270 amino acids)
Biological process (GO): mannose metabolic process; GDP-mannose biosynthetic process; protein N-linked glycosylation
Cellular component (GO): cytosol
Molecular function (GO): phosphomannomutase activity
Source: RefSeq, a predicted model, not a curated record